This is a messenger RNA of Gigantopelta aegis, 3432 nucleotides long. Its product is annotated as glyoxylate reductase/hydroxypyruvate reductase-like. The record is from RefSeq and is a predicted model, not a curated record. The transcript is spliced from 3 exons. Gene Ontology annotation, cellular component: cytosol. Gene Ontology annotation, molecular function: NAD binding; hydroxypyruvate reductase [NAD(P)H] activity; hydroxypyruvate reductase (NADH) activity. Lineage: Eukaryota; Metazoa; Mollusca; Gastropoda; Neomphalida; Peltospiridae. The coding region runs from base 268 to 1374 and encodes 368 amino acids.
UCUUUGAGCAGGCAAGUGUUUUCGCCUUUCGUACAUUUUCAAUUUACCUGUAGUCUGACAAUUUAUUACAUUUAUUUUACACUGUAUUCAUAUGCAGCAUAUGCAUAUACAGUUAAUACAAAUGACUGGUACCUUAAAUUAUUUACAGUUUACAAACAUUUUACCAUAGGUCAGCAGACGAUAUGUUGUUUGUGGUUAGGUCUUUGUAGACUUUUUGUACCUUUCACUCAUUUGUUUUCGAUUUAGCUGCUUUAAACGUAUUUUAAAAUGGCUGUAGUGUUACGAAAUUUGAGAUGCUUGCUUUCUAAAAGACCUGAGAUGAUGAAGACAUUGCCACUCUGCUCAGCAAUGUAUAAAUCGUCCUGCAAGAGAUGUGUUUUUUUCAGCUCCAGUAUGUCAACUGAGUCUCCAUCUGAGCCCAAGGUGUACAUAACAAGAACAGUUCCGUCGCCGGGCCGCGAACUGCUGGCACUCCACUGCAGUGUCACCGUGUGGGACAGUGACCAGGCGGUCCCAAGGGCAGAGCUACUGAAGCAGGUGGUGGGGGUGGAUGCCUUGUUCUGUCUGCUUACUGAUCAGAUUGAUACUGAAGUCCUGGAUGCUGCUGGCCCACAGUUGAAAGUGGUGGCUACAAUGUCUGUAGGGUAUGAUCACAUUGACCUUCAGGAAUGCAAGAAGCGAAACAUUGCUGUUGGUAACACUCCCAAUGUGCUGACGAAUGCUACAGCUGAGUUGACAGUGUCUCUGUUACUUGCCACGUCUAGGAGGUUGAAGGAAGGAAUGCUAGCCGUGGAGAAUGGCGAGUGGGGAACGUGGAAACCUCUCUGGCUGUGUGGGCCAGGACUAGAUGGUGCCACUGUGGGAAUUGUCGGACUCGGUCGUAUUGGAAUGGCUGUUGCUUACAGACUUCUGCCAUUUGGAGUGAGCAAAAUUGUCUACAACAACUCGAAGAGAAACCCGUCCGAUUCUCUGGUGGGAGCAGAGUUUGUGACUCUAGACAAACUUCUGGAAAUCUCAGAUUACGUCAUCGCAUGUCUGUCUCUCACUCCUGCAACUAAGGAGGUCUUCAAUGCUGAGGCUUUCCGUAAAAUGAAGAAAUCUGCCAUUUUUAUCAACACAAGUCGUGGCGGCAUUAUGAAUCAGACGGACUUGUAUAACGCUCUAAAAUCGGGUGAGAUCUGGGCUGCUGGGUUGGAUGUUACCACACCCGAACCUCUCCCCCUGGACAGUCCUCUGUUGGAACUAAACAACUGUACGGUGCUGCCUCAUAUAGGGAGUGCGACAAACAAGGCACGGAGCACCAUGGCUGAUCUUACAGCUCAGAAUAUUCUUGCAGGUCUACAGGGAAAACCAUUACCUUGUAGAGUUGACUAGUUAAGAAGUGUGUAUUUCAUACUGGUUAGCCAGUCAUCACGUUUUAUUAUCGUCAGUUCAAAGCAAUGUAUUCAGGAAUGUUAAUAAGUGGCCUGUGUUAAUUUUUCUCAUACUGUAUGAUUAAUUUUCAUUGGGUAUCAAAGAAUAUUUACUUCCUGAUCAAAUGAAUACACAGAUUGAAAUACUGCCAUCCUGACUGAUUUUUGUCAGUCAACGUCAACAUGGACCGGGAUCAUUUUUGCCUGUCAUCCUGUUGGACUGGCAGUUAUGAGUCAUGUUUGGUCGGGCAGGUUUUGAUUCUAUUUCAGGACAGCAGAAUUUGUAGCAUGCCAGACUGAAUAUCUGGCAGAAAUUUCAUUAAAUUUCAAUCCAAAGUAUAAAAUUGUAUGAUCUAUGGUCAAUGACAGACAUUCUGUAUACCAUGUUUUUUGCUUCUUACAUAUCUUACAGAAAUUUCACUUCAUGUUCAUAUUUCACCAAUGAUAACAAUAUUUAAUAUUACCUGCCCAAUAUUUUAUUCAAACACAGUCAGAUGCAUUAGUAAUCUUUAGACAAGACAUUCAUUAAAAAUCCAAAACGGCUAUUAUACGAGUUAUUGAAUGUUGUUCAUAUACAUGUAGAUAGCUACACACUUAUUAAAAUAGUCUGUUCCAUAUUGAGCAGACGGCAUUAUUUAAAUGUCAAUACAUUUUUUUGAAAAAAUACUAAUCGAUACCAUUGAAGCAAAAAUGAUGAUGUAGAAAUUGUUGACUUUAAUUUGUAGUUGUACAUGUUGGUAAUGCUAUCGUACAUGUUCAAAAGAUAAUUCCUGUUUGGUUAAUUAUAUUAGCCGGUUUUAUGUCAUUAUUAAAGACAGAUAAAUAAAAUCAUGUGUUUUUAGGCUUUAUGUCAACGUGGUUGAAACAUAUUUGAAGCAGAUGGUAAUCAUAGGAUAUUAAAAAAAGCUUCUAUUGCAUAUCAUAUUUAAUAAUUUAUGUCAGUGAAACGAUUUUCAGUUGUCAGCUUUAUUAUUUAUUAUUUAUAUUAUGAUAAAAAAAUUGAUCAGGUGAACACUACUGAUGUGAUGAUUGAUUAUAAAUAUCUAUCAUUGAUUGUCAUUGAAAAUUUCCCAUUUCUUUAGUUAGAAUUGAUAUAUUUUCUAAUAUUUUAUAUACUGAUGUUCCAGUGAUCUAUUACCGGUAUAGGUAAAAGGAAAUGUUUUAUUUAACGACACACUCAACACAUUUUCUUUACGGUUAUAUGGAGUCGGUUAUUACUGGUAUAAUGAUAAAUCGAAAAUCAAUUGUUGCAGAUAAUGUUAACUGUAAUUGUUCCUUGUGUUUAGAUAAUAGAAUUGAUAUAAAUAUGCAGGAGUUUGGGUUUGUUUUCAUGUACACAAGGAAACAGAUACUGAUACGACAAUAGGUGCAUGAUCCUGAUGAUUUAAAUUCAUCUUAAGUUUGUGUAAUUUUAACCGAUUAUACAAUCGAAAAUUGAUCAGUUGGUGGAAACCAAUUAUAAUCAAGGAUCAAUGAUGAAAUUUAACCGAUUCCCAACACUAAUUUGAUGGUGCACAAUUGUGUUUUUUAAUGCGAUUGCAUGGACUAGUGGUCACAGAUGCAGUCCUAGUAGUGACGUAGGAAUGUGCCAAAAGGGGGGGGGGGGGGGCACACUUUUAUAUUUACACACUUUUACACUAUUAUAAAGCAAAUUUAAAGCAAAAUAUCUGAAAAAUGGGGGGCACAUGCCCACCUUGCCCCCCACCCCUCCCCACUUCCUACGCCAGCGAUAAUUAUGCUAGGGAUUUUAAUCCCAGCCUAAGAGAAUGUAUGGGAUGUUUUUACGAUCCCAACCUGUGUCCCAUGACCAGUAUUCCAAAUACCAUGGUAUACUACAUGUGUGUGUUUUCCUACCUGUGAGAAAGAAUAUAAUAUUAAUAUAUAUCCUGCUGCUGUUCAGUAGGAAUAGACUAUUUGGCAGCAGAAUGCUAUGUAAUUUAAUAUGUGCUGAUGUGUCAUGGGGUAAGAGGCGCAAUCUUUUCCCUUCUAUUUUAACAAACGAAUAAAUUCUAUAUUUAAU